Molecule: messenger RNA, 2075 nt
Organism: Mandrillus leucophaeus (drill)
Lineage: Eukaryota; Metazoa; Chordata; Mammalia; Primates; Cercopithecidae
Gene: RNFT1
Product: ring finger protein, transmembrane 1
Exons: 8
Coding region: 139-1353 (404 amino acids)
Biological process (GO): positive regulation of ERAD pathway
Cellular component (GO): endoplasmic reticulum
Molecular function (GO): ubiquitin protein ligase activity
Source: RefSeq, a predicted model, not a curated record
GGAGGCGGAGCAGGGGCAGGGUGCGCGCGCGUGAGAACGUCCGGGGAGCGCGCGCGCCGCCGCCGACGCCGCCGGGCUGAGAGAAGAGCUUGCGGGGUUUGCGGUUGAUGGCUCCGACUGAAGGGCUGGAGGCGGCGUAUGCCGCUGUUCUUGCUGUCGCUCCCGACACCUCCGUCAGCUUCUGGUCAUGAGAGGAGACAGAGCCCUGAAGCAAAGACAUCUGGGUCAGAGAAAAAGUAUUUAAGGGCCAUGCAAGCCAAUCGUAGCCAACUGCACAGUCCUCCAGGAACUGGAAGCAGUGAGGAUGCUUCAACCCCUCAGUGUGUCCACACAAGAUUGACAGGAGAAGGGUCUUGUCUUCAUUCUGGAGAUGUUCAUAUCCAGAUAAACUCUAUACCUAAAGAAUGUGCAGAAAAUACAGGCUCCAGAAAUACAAGGUCAGGUGUCCAUAGCUGUGCCCAUGGAUGCGUACACAGUCGCUUACGGGGUCACUCCCACAGUGAAGCAAGGCUGCCUGAUGAUACUGCCGCAGAAUCUGGAGAUCAUGGUAGUAGCUCCUUCUCAGAAUUCCGCUAUCUCUUCAAGUGGUUGCAAAAAAGUCUUCCAUAUAUUUUGAUUCUGAGUGUCAAACUUGUUAUGCAGCAUAUAACAGGAAUUUCUCUUGGAAUUGGGCUGCUAACAACUUUUAUGUAUGCAAACAAAAGCAUUGUAAAUCAGGUUUUUCUAAGAGUAAGUAGCUUAAUUUUUUUAAAUCCUACUUUGGACCAUUUGAGCUUCUGGGAAGUACUUUGGAUUGUUGGAAUUACAGACUUCAUUCUGAAAUUCUUUUUCAUGGGCUUAAAAUGCCUUAUUUUAUUGGUGCCUUCUUUCAUCAUGCCUUUUAAAUCUAAGGGUUACUGGUACAUGCUUUUAGAAGAAUUAUGUCAAUACUACCGAACUUUUGUUCCCAUACCAGUUUGGUUUCGCUAUCUUAUAAGCUAUGGGGAGUUUGCUAACGUAACUAGAUGGAGUCUUGGGAUAUUGCUGGCUUUACUCUACCUCGUACUAAAACUUUUGGAAUUUUUUGGGCAUCUGAGAACUUUCAGACAGGUUUUACGAAUAUUUUUUACACAACCAAGUUAUGGAGUGGCUGCCAGCAAGAGACAGUGUUCAGAUGUGGAUGAUAUUUGUUCAAUAUGUCAAGCUGAAUUUCAGAAGCCAGUUCUUCUCAUCUGUCAGCAUAUAUUUUGUGAAGAGUGCAUUACCUUAUGGUUUAACAGAGAGAAAACAUGUCCACUCUGCAGAACUGUGAUUUCAGACCAUAUAAACAAAUGGAAAGAUGGAGCCACUUCAUCACACCUUCAAAUAUAUUAAGUUGUAUAAACUAUUAAGGCCACAAAAUACUAAUGUCAUUUGGUCAUAACUUCUGAUAAGGCAUCAGAAUGAUUUUCAGGGCUGCAAGAAAAAUGUUUCCAGAUGGUUUUAGAAUGUAAGACUUAUGGUCCAAUUCACCAAAAGAUUAAAUGAAAGAACCCUAUUUUAAAAUAUAUAUAAUGUUCAACCUAAUGUAUGUGCAACAUUUAUUCUAUUCUAAUUAUUUGACAGGUAACUGCAGUGUUAAAUUGUAAAUGUGUUUUCUUAAUGUUACCCAAAACAGCAAUUUGAAAUUAGAACUAGUGGAUUUAGAGAACUCAGGUAUUCUUUCCUGACAUUGUUUUCAGAAUAAAGAAUAUUUUUCAUAAUAUUUUAAGAUACAUACUAUCUAAUAGUAGAAUUUUGUUCAGCAUUGACUUUUAUAAUUCCCAUCCUAAAAAUUAAUAUUUUCAUAAAAUUUGUAUUUUUAAAUGAAAAUUCUAAAUGUUAUAUUUUAUCAGUAACAGAUUUUCUAAGUGAAGAUUAAUUUACUGAGGAUGAUACAUUUUAGUAUUGUAUUAUUCUCUGUAGUAAGACUAGUAAUCAGUGAAAAUAAAUGGAUUCAUUUUGUCUGUGGACGUCAUAAAUUCUUCCUGCCGUCAGCUUUAAUGUUCAUGAUCAUGCUUUUUGUAUAGUACCAUGGAGUAUCUUGAAGUAACUAUUAAAAUAAUUCAUGUGGAUUA